CCCGACUCCCCCUGAAUGCACCAUUAGUUAGGAGCGUAUCCUGGGCACCAUGGAAAUGUGCACGAGAAAUGAAUGAAAACAAUGAACAGGACUCUCCGGUGAUGGACUAAACUCACCCAGACUGCAGUUCUGUGCACGACAAGAAGACACUUUAAUCAAAGGGGGCAAGAGUGGAUGGUUGCUGCCAAUGGGGCUGUUUGACAAGUUGGCAGGAUGGCUGGGCUUCAAGAAAGAAGUCAACGUGCUCUGCCUCGGCCUGGACAACAGCGGCAAAACCACCAUCAUCAACAAACUCAAACCGUCCAAUGCGCAGGCACAAGACAUCGUCCCAACCAUCGGUUUCAGCAUCGAGAAGUUCAAGACGUCCAGCCUUUCCUUCACAGUGUUUGACAUGUCGGGCCAAGGCAGAUACAGAAAUCUGUGGGAGCACUACUACAAGGAGGGGCAGGCUGUCAUUUUUGUCAUCGACAGUGCGGAUAAGCUGAGGAUGGUUGUGGCCAAAGAAGAAUUGGACACUUUAUUGAAUCAUCCCGACAUUAAACACAAGCGGAUUCCCAUCCUGUUCUUGGCGAACAAGAUGGAUGUCCGAGACGCUCUGUCUUCAGUCAAAGUCUCCCAGCUGCUGUGCUUGGACAAUAUCAAGGACAAACCUUGGCACAUCUGUGCCACCGAUGCGCUGAGAGGCGACGGCUUGCAGGAAGGGGUGGAGUGGUUACAAGAUCAAAUCAAAUCCAUGAGAACAUGAGAGGGGCUUUUGCAGGAGUUCUGGAUUAUGUAAAACCAACCCUGGUGGUCCCUGGAGCCAUCUAAAGAAUUGUCUUUGACGUGUGUGUCUCUUUUCACAAGUUUUCUAUCCACUUGCUGGUUUCUUUUGAAUUGUACACAAGUUGACCAUGUGCCGCAGAGAAUGAAAACAAUGAUGGUUUUGCAAACUGCACUUCGACGAGAUCUCGGACGUUUGUGUGCCGAACAAAGAGAUGCACGUGGCAAAACCGUCGCGUCGUCAUUCAUCGCAGCCAAUAUAUGCGCAGCUUCUUUUUAAAUUUAUAAUGGUCUUUUUUUCUGGUGGUUGUUUUUCUUUUCUUUUUAUUUGAAGCUUGAACAUGUUUUGGGUGACAGCCCUGAAUGUUGUCAUCGAUUAGCCGAUUGUGAGUAGCUACGUUGAGUGUAAGAUGAAACAAAAACUGGAUGACGGUGCGGGAAAUUGUAUAUUAUGGCAAAGGUCUGUACAAGUUUAACAGUCGGAGGCUUCAUAGACAGCAAAUUGUUUGUAAAAUAUCUUUUAUAUAUAUAAAUGAAAUAACAGUCUCAGCACAAUGUUAGGACAACGUAAGAUCAUCUCUUGGAUAUGUAUCGUCUUAAGUCGUAUGUUUUAUUUCGUUGUAAAUGUUUUUAAAGAAUAAAAAGCAUUUUCCCCCUCCUUUUGGAA
Molecule: messenger RNA, 1429 nt
Organism: Syngnathus typhle (broad-nosed pipefish)
Lineage: Eukaryota; Metazoa; Chordata; Actinopteri; Syngnathiformes; Syngnathidae
Gene: arl6
Product: ADP-ribosylation factor-like 6
Exons: 9
Coding region: 188-745 (185 amino acids)
Biological process (GO): protein localization to cilium; cilium assembly; vesicle-mediated transport
Cellular component (GO): axoneme; cytoplasm
Molecular function (GO): GTPase activity; GTP binding
Source: RefSeq, a predicted model, not a curated record